UUAAGUGUGCAGCUACUUAUGAUUUAUAUACUCACAUCUUCAUUAAGUUUAAACAAAAUAUUCUUUGAAAUAAGAGAAGUUAAAAUGAGAAUGAUGAAAUGGAUAUAUUUAUUCUUUUUACCCUAGUUACAAUAUUUCAAGCUUCAUGGUCCUACUAUAUUUCAAAUACAACACUGCCAUGGUCAAGGAAAAGAGAUGGAUGCAAUACUCGUGUAGCGACACCUACCAUACUAUAUGGCCACAAAGACCUUACCGUAGAUAUGAAUGGAAAAAUAACAAAACAAGAAGUCUGGGUCGGAUACUAUCAACAAACUGCCUUGUUUGAAUACAUAGGGUGCAUGAGUUCAGAUGACUUAGAUAUACAAAUACCCCAAUUACAACUCGGUGAACUGGAUAUCGGACGGUGCUAUUCUGCUUGUUCCCACUCGCCUUAUAUCGGGAUACAGAAGAAUAAGUGUUAUUGCUUACCAGACAAACCUAAGGAAAACAUAAGACAACUUGGCUGCAAUUAUGGGUGUACAAAUAACGCUGCUUGUGGCGGACUCAGAUUCAUUUCAGUGUACAAAAUGUUAUCUCACAACGACUCUAGACACAUUCCUGAAAAACAAGAGUACAACAAAAGCUGUCUCAGAUUAGAUAUUGCCAGAACAGGAAGUAAAACAUAUCAAUGGAGACUUUGUUCCGACAAAAUGUGGGUAUUUUGUACGUUUGGUGAGUUUUGUUUCUUAUUACAGCUAGUAUGACUUACUGUGUAAUUUGAAAAUUAUUUCGAUUUCUUCGUUACUCAACAUUUGGAUACAUUAAUUUUGAAAUGUAAUUUGAUGAACAUUAAAUAUAAGGAAAAGACAAACAAGUAACCAGGGGAAAAUAACGACAACUUUGUUUCAAAUUGCAAACCAGCGCAUUAAUUUCUUAAAUGCAUAUAUUAUUUGAAGCACUGGCUUAAAUUCGAUUUCUAUAUCUUGCUACCAUUUUUUUCCUCUUAAUUUCGUAUUAUAUGUGCGUAAAAGUACUAUACAUUAUUAAUCAUAAAGAUAUCCAACCGAUCAUAUGGUUCAGUAUAAAAGUGUUAACUUAUAUGACCUUAGUCGUUAUAUUUCAAACAACUGUGUGCAUACAUACGUGAACAUACACAUUAGUUAGAACCACCUUACACUCUAUACUUGUUUAUACCAUGAUUUCUACAUUCUAUGUAUUAUAUGAUGCAUAAUGAAAACAUUACAUUGGUGACUUAUACGUUCAUUGGACUGGGUGCUAUAAUUGUACACAUAUAUAUGUAUGAUUGCUACAUGUAUUUGUCUGUGAACAUGUCACAAUAAUUAACAAUUUACUUACUUACAACCAUAUAACCUGUAUGUCAGUCAUCUUCAUAACGAAUUUAGAAUACAGA
Messenger RNA from Ruditapes philippinarum (Manila clam), 1390 nucleotides. RefSeq lists its product as uncharacterized. The transcript has 5 exons. Lineage: Eukaryota; Metazoa; Mollusca; Bivalvia; Venerida; Veneridae. The record is from RefSeq and is a predicted model, not a curated record. The coding region runs from base 99 to 743 and encodes 214 amino acids.